UUAAUGAGACUGAGUGUGGGCAGAGGAAUAAGGGGUUUACAAAUGAGAACCAAAUCCCGUGAAGAGGAAAGAAAAGGAUUUGCCGGGCGUUUUUGUAUGAACACCCAAGAUGGUGACGCCUACAACAGCACAUAACUUUAUUUCUAGUUCCGCUCAUGAACACUGCAACAGCUUUGCGCACAUCGGGAAAAACAAGACAACACGUGUGAAGGGCAUGGUGGUUGAAGCAAAUUAAUUUUAGCUUGUGUGAAGAGAUUCGCAGUUUUUUGGUGACGUUUUCAUUGUAAUAGUGUUUUAUCUAAAUGUGACUUAAAACGUUCGCUUUAAAUAGACAAGGAAGCGGUUAGUUCGUUCCCGGUGAGUAAACCAGCGGUCCAGGAGUUUUUCGCGGCACGCACUGGGUCGCUUGGAAAACAAACAGAAAACAUUUCGAGGUACCCGAGGAGGAGGAAAUGGAGGUGACUGUAGCAACACAACUAGAAAGUCUCAUUGUAACUGUUGACAGUUCAGACUUGUCAUCAAACACACAACGGGAGUCAACAGCAGCAGCACUUUCUUUAGACAGCAAGGAUGAAGAAGAGAUGGAGGUUAAUGCGAAGACAAAGCAGAAAGAGCUCGGUGAAACUACCGAUGAUGUGGCCUCAUCAUGUAGUAAACAAGCAGAUGCUGGCGAAGCAGCAUCUCUAGCCCACGUGUGUAGGACAGAGGACUGUGAUCAUAACGAGCUGAAAGAUGCUGACAGAAAGGAUCUGCAGAUGACCAACCUUGAAGAGAAAGAUUUUACUGGAACAACACAAACAGAAAGUGCAGCUGGACCCAUCUGUGACUAUGCAGACACACUUUUAAGUACACAGACGCCUCCUGAGGUUGGUUUAUACGGUGUGUGCCGGACAGACGACUUUGAUAGUUAUGACUCAGAGGAGUCUGACAGUGACAGCUCUUCCUCAUCCUCAUCCUCUAGUCCUUCAGCCCCUGUGGUUGAUGAUGAUGAUGACGUGGGUUUGAACCAAUCAGCUCCCAUAAAAACCAGAGAUGAAGUCCUGCUUGAGGAGCUGCCAGCAGUAGAGGAGGUGGCUGUGUCACUACCAGAGGAUGCAGAACUUGAGCCUGUUGGAACGGUGUCCAGUAUUCUACAGCAGCUCGUUGUCAUCCAGUCUCUGAAAGACACACCCGCACUUACCGACGAAAGCAUCAUAUUUACUUCUGACAGGCUGGCUGUGGGCAAGGUGUUCGAGGUGUUUGGCCCUGUGUCCAGUCCACUCUACAUUUUACGUUUUAACUCUGCAGAGCAGAUAAGCAGCAAAGGGCUGAUGGAGGGACUUACUCUUUAUUAUGCACCGGCCAUCAGAGAGUACACAGGAUACAUUCUAACACAACAGCUCAAACUUUUAAAGGGAUCUGAUGCGUCCUGGAAGAAUGACCAAGAACCACCAGAGGAGGCUUUAGACUAUAGUGAUGAUGAGAAAGAACAUGAAGCAAAGAGGAGAGUGAAGAACAAAAGGAUGAGGGAUAAUAACAGUGCAGACAAUCCUAACAAAGAUUACCAGCAGCAGCAGAAACCAAGGCAGCUUGAUUUCAAAGGCUUCCUAUCAAGACGUCCCAGGUCUCCAUUCAGGCAACAGCAUCUAAGGAGCAGGCAGCCGCCGUUCCAGCCAUCAACACCACCCCCCAGGCACACGGAAAUGCCUCCCAUGUACCUCCCAGCUCCCUGCCCUUACCCUCCUCCACCUGCUAUCCACUACCCCCCACCUGGGUUCCCUCUCUGUCCUCCUCCUCCCUUCUUCAAUCCAUCGUUGUCCUCUCCUUUCUGGCCACCAAACUCCAUCCUGUUUUCAGACUUCCCUCCUCCCCCGCCACCUCCACCUCAGUGAUUUAGUUCCUUACAUUGUGAGAUUAUUUUUUGGUGUCAUGUUCAAUAUAUAGCAGAUUGAAAACUAAAGACAAACUGCUGCUACGAGCUGAUGAUUCUUGAUGUCACUGAUGCCAAGCAGUGACUAUGUAAAAUCUGAGAAACAAAUAAAAAGCAGAGGCUGGUUUUGGUCUUAUUAUAUAAAAAUA
Messenger RNA from Betta splendens (Siamese fighting fish), 2058 nucleotides. RefSeq names its product nuclear assembly factor 1 homolog (S. cerevisiae) (gene naf1). The transcript has 10 exons. Gene Ontology annotation, biological process: ribosome biogenesis; pseudouridine synthesis; box H/ACA snoRNP assembly. Gene Ontology annotation, cellular component: sno(s)RNA-containing ribonucleoprotein complex. The record is from RefSeq and is a predicted model, not a curated record. Lineage: Eukaryota; Metazoa; Chordata; Actinopteri; Anabantiformes; Osphronemidae. The coding region runs from base 453 to 1871 and encodes 472 amino acids. Gene Ontology annotation, molecular function: RNA binding.